Messenger RNA from Corythoichthys intestinalis (scribbled pipefish), 2642 nucleotides. RefSeq names its product DEAD (Asp-Glu-Ala-Asp) box polypeptide 18 (gene ddx18). The coding region runs from base 63 to 1994 and encodes 643 amino acids. Lineage: Eukaryota; Metazoa; Chordata; Actinopteri; Syngnathiformes; Syngnathidae. Gene Ontology annotation, molecular function: ATP binding; nucleic acid binding; RNA helicase activity. The transcript has 14 exons. Gene Ontology annotation, cellular component: nucleolus. Gene Ontology annotation, biological process: maturation of LSU-rRNA from tricistronic rRNA transcript (SSU-rRNA, 5.8S rRNA, LSU-rRNA). The record is from RefSeq and is a predicted model, not a curated record.
AGCGGGUCUGUGGGUCCUCUUCUAAGCAAGCACUGCUAGCAUACACGUGCAAUUCGGUCAACAUGGCUGAUCUACAGAUGAAGCUUAUCCGUAAGAAAAUCCAGAAAAGAAAUGAAAAAAACAAAGAGCGCAAGCUCCUCAAGAAGCAAGCAGAGGCCGAAGAGUCUCUGAAAGCAAUUGCUGUACAGGAGAAAUGCUCUCAAGAAGCUUCAAAAGAUGAAACUGAAGUCGUACAGGAACAACAGCAGCAGGAAGAUGAGCCAGUUGCUAUUAAAACAGAUGCACAGGGAAGUGCCACAAAGCAAAAGAAAAAAAAGAAAAGAAAGGUGCCGCCCUCGACUGAAACACCAGUAGCUGAGAAAAAGCCCAAAACUCUACACGAAUUAAAUGGGGAUGAAGCUGGCGUUGAGGAAGAGGAGAAAGCAGUCAAACCAGAGGACGACAUGGGGGAAGAGGAGGACGAUAAACCUGAGCUUCCAUCUGGUUUGACGGGGGCAUUUGAGGACACAUCUUUUGCUUCUCUUGCUGAACUGGUGAGUGAAAAUACGCUGAAAGGAGUGAAGGAGAUGGGAUUUGAACACAUGACUGAGAUCCAGCACAAAAGCAUUCGUCCUUUGCUGGAAGGAAGAGAUGUGCUGGCUGCUGCCAAGACAGGAAGUGGUAAAACGCUGGCCUUCCUAAUCCCAUCCAUAGAGCUCAUCUACAAACUCAAGUUUAUGCCUAGAAAUGGCACAGGUGUAGUGAUUCUUUCACCGACACGCGAGUUGGCAAUGCAGACGUAUGGUGUGUUGAAAGAACUUUUGACACAUCACGUGCACACCUACGGUUUGAUCAUGGGAGGCAGUAACCGAUCAGCAGAGGCCCAAAAACUGGCCAACGGUGUCAACAUCCUGGUGGCAACACCAGGUCGUUUACUGGAUCAUGUCCAGAACACACCUGGCUUCAUGUUCAAGAACUUGCAGUGUUUGAUUAUUGACGAAGCUGAUCGUAUCUUGGAGGUUGGCUUCGAGGAGGAACUUAAACAGAUCAUUAAGCUUCUACCGAAGAAAAGACAGACCAUGCUAUUUUCAGCAACGCAAACUCGUAAGGUGGAGGACUUGGCACGUAUUUCGCUGAAGAAAGAGCCCCUCUAUGUUGGUGUGGAUGACAACAAGGACAACGCCACUGUAGAUGGUUUAGAGCAGGGCUAUGUUGUGUGUCCAUCGGAGAAGCGCUUCUUGUUGCUCUUCACCUUCCUGAAGAAGAACCGUAAGAAGAAGCUCAUGGUCUUCUUCUCCUCCUGCAUGUCGGUCAAAUUCCACUAUGAGCUCCUCAACUAUAUCGACCUCCCUGUAAUGGCCAUCCAUGGCAAGCAGAAGCAAACCAAACGCACCACCACCUUCUUCCAGUUCUGCAACGCAGACUCAGGGAUUCUACUCUGCACUGACGUGGCAGCGCGAGGAUUAGACAUUCCAGAAGUGGACUGGAUUGUCCAAUACGACCCUCCUGAUGACCCCAAGGAAUAUAUCCACAGAGUGGGCAGGACAGCUCGAGGCAUCAAUGGCAGAGGCCAUGCACUCCUGAUCCUCCGACCACAGGAACUUGGAUUCCUGCGCUUCCUCAAGCAAGCCAAGGUCCCCCUGAGUGAAUUUGAAUUUUCAUGGGCUAAAAUCUCAGAUAUCCAGUCUCAGUUGGAGAAACUGAUUGAGAAGAACUACUACCUUCACAAGUCAGCCCAAGAGGCGUACAAGUCUUACGUGAGGGCUUAUGACUCUCACUCGCUCAAACAGAUCUACAGUGUCAACACACUUGACCUCCUCAUGGUGGCUUUGUCUUUUGGAUUCAAAGUCCCACCCUACGUUGAUCUCAACGUCCAUGGCAGUAAAGGUGCAAAGUUGCAAAAGCGAGGCGGUGGUGGUGGUUUUGGUUACCAGAAAUCCAAGAAUGUGCACAAGUCCAAAAUCUUUAAGCACAUCAACAAAGGACGUAAUGACAACAGGCAGUUCUCGCGCUAAUCGAAUGAUUAGAAUUCCUGGACUGAUUGUCAGGAUGUAUUGAUAUGUUCUGCUCACAUGCGUUAUUUGGGCUGAAGCUAUCUCGAUCCUGUUUUCUUUCAUUUGUAUGAAUUGUAUAAUGUGGCUAUAUACAGUACUUCCUUAGAUAUUUUUUAUAUAUAGUGCAAAAAAUCAUGCUUGUGUGACCACGGACUUUGUCUCACAAAAUGACCUCUGUAUACUAUGGGUUGAAAUAAUGAGUCUCCACUGAUGUUGAAUAUUGAAAAUGGCUAUUUAUUGUGCUUAAUUACAUCCAUAAUAGUAGAGGCACAAAAAAAUCCAGCUUUCAUCAUAAAAAUGUGGAAAUUCCAGCAGGUGAGUAUAGCUAAUUGCACAGAGAAAUCGAGAAGUUGGCGAGUACUUCACCAAAAGUUGCCAAAAAAAAAUGGAACAAGAGUCAUCUCAGUUGAAAAAUGUACCAUAGUCAACAUUAUACAAGUCAAAAUGAAAGUAGGCUGGAAUACAUUUGUAUAAAUGUCUCUGAUGACCAUGAUGACAAGCUCAAUGCUCUAUACUUCAGAUGUUUAGAAACAUCUGGUCAUUCAAAAAAUAUAUCAAUGCCUUUUAACCCUGUAUACAUAUUAUAUUGCAUUUCUUUUCCAUUCAUUC